Papaver somniferum (opium poppy) is the source of this 350-nucleotide messenger RNA. RefSeq names its product peroxidase P7-like. Gene Ontology annotation, biological process: response to oxidative stress. Gene Ontology annotation, molecular function: peroxidase activity; heme binding. Bases 52 to 342 code for a protein of 96 amino acids. Lineage: Eukaryota; Viridiplantae; Streptophyta; Magnoliopsida; Ranunculales; Papaveraceae. The transcript is spliced from 2 exons. The record is from RefSeq and is a predicted model, not a curated record.
UUCUCUACUGUGAAAUCUGUUGUUAGCGCAGCGGUAUUCAAAGAACGAAGAAUGGGUGCUUCUCUUCUCCGCUUGCAUUUUCAUGACUGCUUUGUCAAUGGAUGUGAUGGUUCAAUUCUGCUCGAUGACGCAUCAAAUUUCACAGGGGAGCAAAACGCGAAUCCUAAUCAGAAUUCUGUGAGGGGGUUCAAUGUUAUUGAUGAUAUAAAGACUGCAGUAGAGAAGGUGUGCCCAGGGGUAGUGUCAUGUGCAGAUAUCCUGACAAUGGCUGCUCGAGAAUCUGUUGUACUCGUAAGUAGUACUCUGAUCAGCUUUAUGUUCUCAUUACGAAGAAGAAAAUAAUAGAUGUU